UCCAGAUGACUUCUGCACUCGGGGAUAGCAAAGAGGCCCAAAUUCUAUAAAAUGGAGAUGAAUUUACUGGUAUCAUCAAGUCGAACAACCCGCACAGUUGUACAGCUCUCUCCUAGUUCACAAUGCGUCUCCCGUCUUUUACUCUCCUGGCUUUGCCUCUCCUUGCGACCGCCACUGCCAUUCCCCGAGAUGGUACGACUUGCGCCUCUGGCACCGCGCAGUGCUGCUCGUCCGUUCAGAGCGCCACCUCCGACCCUAUUCAAAGCCUUUUGGGUCUCCUCGGAAUCGCCCUUGGUAGCCUUACUGGUAAUGUUGGUCUCACUUGCAGCCCAAUAACUGCUAUUGGUCUCGGCACCACUCAGUGCUCCAAUCAGGUUGUUUGCUGCCAGAACAACAGCUUCAAUGGUCUCAUUGCUCUUGGGUGCAACCCCAUCAAUAUUGCUCUCUAAGGGACUAAAGAAUUUGGCGUGAAUUGGAGCGA
Molecule: messenger RNA, 481 nt
Organism: Desarmillaria tabescens
Lineage: Eukaryota; Fungi; Basidiomycota; Agaricomycetes; Agaricales; Physalacriaceae
Product: hydrophobin
Exons: 4
Coding region: 123-449 (108 amino acids)
Cellular component (GO): fungal-type cell wall
Molecular function (GO): structural constituent of cell wall
Source: RefSeq, a predicted model, not a curated record